ACCAUUACAGAUUCUACAGCUUUACGCAAUCACUAUUCUUUCUCCUGUCUCUCUCUCUCUCUCUCUCCGGCGUCCGUUCACAUACAUUUCUAAACUCAUCACAGGAGCUCCGGACGAGUUUGCCGGCCACCUUCCGAUCGAAUAUCGAAGUUAAUUUUAAAGAGACGGAUAUGAUAAAACCAGAGUCGCAUGUAGUACAACAAAUCCGGAGAGAUAAGUUUAGAGCUGAGCAUAUGAAUGAUUUCCCCAACACUUGGGAUCAUCAUCAGCAUCAGAACAUCAGAAUUCCCAACAACCUUGAUUUGAUUGGUAUCUUGCAGAACCAGAUCAUAUCCGUACCGGUUCAAACCGAUUUGUAUCAAGAUUCUACCACAACCUUCAUGAACAUGCCACAGUCUAUACAUCGAGACCCACAAGGCUCUGGUAGUUGGAGAAGCAGUGAUCUGUCACAACCGAGUUCCUUAAAUUGUUCGGAGGUGAAUUACGGGUAUGAUCAGGCUGGUAUUAGGCCAAGCAAUGUUGGAGAUUUGUUUUCAAAUCAUUUCAGUUCUCGAAACCACUGUCCUCUCGACAAUAUUGCUCAGUCUAGCAUGACAUCAAGAAGUGAAGUUUCUUGUCUAAAGGAUUGUGUACCCUUUCUUGGCCAAAACAAUCUUCAGAAUGUAGUCACAGUGGCUUGUUCGGGUACUGGUAACGAGGCUUCAAAGAGCAGUUAUGAUCGAGGUUCUCCAUCUGGUAGUUACCGAGGAGAACUUUUGUUUCUCCCAAGUUUGGAGAAACAAUCAGUUCCGCAUAAUGCAAGCCAAUGGAACCACGAGCCGAGUUGUAAAAAACCAGUAAACAUUUCUGCCUCUUCUCAUACUAAUAAGAGAGGCUUUUCACUCUCACUUUCGUCUGAAGUAACCCCAUUUAGAAACGGUGGAAAUGCGACUGUUUCGUCUACAAUGAACAUCCACGGAGAUUUAGGUCCGCUCGGCCCUUUUACGGGAUAUGCAUCUAUUCUAAAGAGCUCGAGGUACUUGGAGCCAGCUCAAAAGAUGUUAGAAGAAUUUUGUAUCUCUUAUGCUCUAAAAGAAAUUAGUGGACUCGAAUCUACUUCCAUGGAUGAUGAUGACUUGUCGGAAAUGUUAACUUCGACGAAUCACGCGGUUGAUGGUUUUAGUAGUUCUUCUGAGCAAAUAGAGCCCAAGAAUAGACUAAAGAGAGCAAAGCUUCUCUUUCUAGAAGAAGAGGUUUGCAAGGGGUACAAAUUAUACAACCAUCAGUUGCAAACAGUUGUGUCUUCCUUCGAUUCAGUGGCUGGUCUAAACACUGCAGCACCGUUUAUCUCUUUGGCUCUCAAACGGAUUUUUAGAAGUUUCAAGGCCCUUAAAGCCGCAAUCUCUGAACAGUUGAAGCAAAUCUCAAGUCAAUACUCAUCAGGCGACGACAACAACAUAUUCCAAAAGCAACAAAGAUCUUUGAUUGGUAACAUUUUCGGGUUCGAAUCUCCGCAACAGCAUAUCUGGAGGCCUCAAAGGGGAUUGCCGGAACGCGCAGUGGCUGUUCUUAGAGCAUGGCUCUUUGACCAUUUUCUUCAUCCGUACCCCACUGAUUCUGAUAAGCAGAUGCUAGCCACUCAAACCAGUCUCUCUCGUAACCAGGUAUCAAAUUGGUUCAUAAAUGCGCGUGUGCGAUUAUGGAAACCUAUGGUGGAGGAAAUACACAUGCUUGAGACCAAAGUCAUUAAAAAUACGGAUUCUACUUACAACAUGGAGCCAUCAAAUGGGCCGAAUACUUGUAGUAGUCCGAGCCGUAAGCAAACGUUAAUGGACCUACCCGGAACAAAACGGCCGAGGUUAGACUACGUGUGUGACAUGAACAUGAUGGAGUUCAAUACCGGGCUAGGGAACGUGUCACUCACGUUAGGGCUUAGGCGUGGUGUGGACAAUGUAAUCCAAACGCAGACGCAGGAUCCUCAGUUUGGAACUGGAGGUCAGAUGUUUCAUGACUUUGUUGGUUGAAACUUGUUUGUUUUUGUUUCACCUAUGUGUUUUGGGUCCAAAGUUAACGACUGCAGGUAGACAAAACAAGGUUGUCUUGACUCUGAAAAUGGUAAACGUUGUACCUCUUAACUUAAGGCAAAAGAGUAGUCUGAUCACCUUUUGGUUAUCUCCUUUUGUUUUUGUCGUCAAGUUAUCUUCUUUAUGAUAUAUCUAUAUUUGAUUAA
Molecule: messenger RNA, 2209 nt
Organism: Camelina sativa (false flax)
Lineage: Eukaryota; Viridiplantae; Streptophyta; Magnoliopsida; Brassicales; Brassicaceae
Product: BEL1-like homeodomain protein 8
Biological process (GO): regulation of DNA-templated transcription
Molecular function (GO): DNA binding
Source: RefSeq, a predicted model, not a curated record